AUGGAAGAUGCAAGCAUUGGAGCAUCGUUUGAUGAUGCUCAAUUCCUCACAAAGAAUGGGCAAUCAAAAGAACUAUUUCUAUCCAGCGAUGCCAGUGCUGUGGUUGAACACACAAAAAAGGUCUUGGUGAUUGAGGAUGGUGAAGUUGUUCAUCUUAAGGAUGGAGAUUUGUCACAUUUCAAGUUUGAUCAUGUCAAGGGAAAACAAGGUGAUACUCUUGCUAGGCCUGCUUCUGUGCAGCGUGCAUUAUCCUUUCUUGAUAUGGAGGUUGAGCAAAUAAACAAAGGAAAAUAUGAGCAUUAUAUGCAGAAAGAAAUUCAUGAACAACCUGAAUCUCUCACAACAACUAUGCGAGGGAGGCUCAUACGUGGAGGAUCAAGCAAAGCCAAGUCUGUUCUUUUGGGUGGAUUGAAGGACCACCUCAAAACUAUUAGGAGGAGCAGGCGGAUUGUUGUUAUUGGUUGUGGCACAAGCUAUAAUGCUUCUUUAGCUGCAAGGCCCAUUUUGGAAGAACUUUCUGGCAUUCCUGUUACGAUGGAGAUUGCUAGUGACCUGUUGGAUAGACAAGGACCAGUAUACAGAGAAGAUACAGCUGUUUUUGUUAGUCAAUCUGGUGAAACUGCAGAUACUUUACGCGCAUUGGAAUAUGCAUUGGAAAACGGUGCCUUAUGUGUGGGCAUCACAAACACUGUGAGUAGUGCAAUUGCAAGGAAGACCGACUGUGGUGUUCAUAUAAAUGCUGGUUGUGAGAUAGGUGUGGCAAGUACCAAGGCAUAUACGAGUCAGAUUGUUGUGAUGGCUAUGUUGGCUCUUGCAAUUGGAGGUGACACAAUUUCUAGUCAAGCAAGAAGAGCGGCUGUGAUAGAUGGUUUAUUUCAGUUGCCAAGCAAAGUUAAAGAGGUUCUGAAGCUUGAUCAGGAAAUGAAAGAUCUUGCGAAACUACUUAUUGCUGAGCAGUCUCUUCUCAUGUUUGGAAGAGGAUACAACUAUGCCACAGCUCUGGAGGGUGCCUUGAAGGUAAAGGAGGUGGCAUUGAUGCACAGUGAAGGAAUUCUUGCUGGUGAAAUGAAACAUGGUCCGUUGGCUCUUGUUGAUGAAAAUCUCCCAAUUGUUGUAAUUGCUACUCGUGAUGCUUGCUUCAGUAAGCAGCAGUCAGUUAUACAGCAGUUACAUGCUCGCAAAGGUCGAUUGAUAGUGAUAUGUACAAAAGGAGAUGCAGCAUCCGUAUGUGUUGGUGGAUCCUGUCGGGUAAUUGAAGUUCCUCAGGUUGAGGACUGUCUACAGCCUGUAAUUAACAUAGUUCCAUUGCAGUUAUUGGCCUAUCAUCUAACUGUUCUACGAGGUCACAACGUUGAUCAGCCCCGGAAUCUUGCAAAGAGUGUGACUACUGAAUGAGUUCAUAUCCUCAAACAAAUCUGUUACACAUUGCUAGGGCACUGCAAUUUUGGAAUCUAAUCUAAUUUUACAGUUUACUUUGGUCCACAACUUGACAAAGAUUUGUUCAUCUCUGUCGUUAGUUUUUGGUAGUUUCAUUGGUUUUUGGUUGUCUGCUUUAUUUGAUCUUGGUCUGUGCCUGGGAUCAGUGACAAGCUUUCUAUUGCACACUAAUUUAUAGUGGGGAUAAGUGACAAUUUACUAUGUAAAGCAUCUUUUAAGAAGGUAAUUCGUUAACCGUCUAUCCUGAUUCAUAGUAGUCAUACUGAUUUUGGCAUGCCCAGGAUUCUUUGAUUUAUGAACAUUAUAGUAAGUGAGGUGAUAUUAUCUCAGACCAACCCAUCUAUUUCGUUUCUUAAGACCAGGG
Molecule: messenger RNA, 1801 nt
Organism: Ilex paraguariensis (yerba mate)
Lineage: Eukaryota; Viridiplantae; Streptophyta; Magnoliopsida; Aquifoliales; Aquifoliaceae
Source: the annotation of a GenBank genome assembly